Molecule: messenger RNA, 547 nt
Organism: Micromonas commoda
Lineage: Eukaryota; Viridiplantae; Chlorophyta; Mamiellophyceae; Mamiellales; Mamiellaceae
Exons: 2
Coding region: 9-446 (145 amino acids)
Source: RefSeq, a predicted model, not a curated record
GAGCGGCGAUGUCGAUGCUCGCUCUCGCCGUUCGUCGCGGCGCGCACGUGUUCCGCGACGCCGCGCGUGCCACCGGCGUCCGUCCCCUCGCCUCGUUCCACUGCAGCGCCCAGACGAUGGGUGCCUUCAACGAUAACGUCACGUUCUCCCACAUCGCUCGCGAGUGGCGCUGCAAGUGGGAGUCCAAGGAGGGCGACCUCGCCGAGCUCCAGAAGGUCCUGGACUCCAAGCUCGCCGCCAUCAAGGCUGUUGACGGGGUCGUCUCUGUGCAGCGCGUCGUCUGCGGUGGCUGCCAGGAUUACAAGGUCGUGACCAAGCUCGACGCCGACAAGUUCGGCGCCUGGGAGGAGGCCAAGUUCGCCCCGGAGCCCGAGUUCCUCGCCGAGAUCGAGAAGCUCGGCGUGAAGAGGAUCGAGACCCAGACGUACACGCUGGAGACCCUCUAGACGUCCUUAGAUCUAGACCUCGCAUGAGAGGGACGAUCGACGCGACCCCUCGGGGAAGCCGAAAGCGGAGCCAUCUUAAUCAACCGCAUUUACAUCGCAUC